GUGGUUGCGGAAGCUUACCUCUUUCUCGUCGUUCGUCGCGUUGAAGUUCUGGAUGAAGUUCAGUCGUCUAAGCUUGGUGGACACGGUUUUUCGCUGGAAGUUCCAGCUGGGCUGAGAUCGUCGCGAAGUUAUGGGUGCAGUGGUUGGUGACCCCUAAGCGAGUUGGAUUAGUGAUUUCAAGAGUGCAGUGUUUGAGGUUCAAUUUGCGCAAAGAUUUACGACUUUACCGACGUACUUUGCUGAAGAAGGUGUUCACGUGCUCAUCGGUGAAACCAACUGUCUGCGGUGGAUUUAGUGCAGAUUUACGGCAGCACUACAACGGGUGUGCACUAAAGCAGACGGGAAGAAGAUCGUUCUACGUGAUCUGUACAGAAGUGGUGUUGCUCAAGUUGGUGUGACUAAUUUUGCGGUGAUAAAUGAUAUGUGAGGUCUUCGGAGCCCUUUUUGUGAGUGCGCUUUUUCGAGUGAAGAUGUGAAGCUCUAAUUACAAAGUUUGGGUUGUGCCUGAAUAUUUUAGUGCUUGAUUAAAGGAGUGAAUCGUUGAUUAGAAGAAAGGAGCAAGCAAGUGAAAUUUUCGGGUAGUUUUGUGUGUGUCACGACAGUCCGGAACGAUGGAUCCGGACGAUCUGAUCACGUUGCGGGUCCAGUACCUGGUCGACAGUGAUCCGUUCAACAGCUUCGCCAUGUAUCCGAUUCCGUCACGCGCGCCGGCCUUCUCCUUUGCCAGUUCCGCCCCGCUGGCCACCCAGCUGGGGGUGCUCCUGCGCCACCUGGGGGCACCGCAACGGCUGGACGAUGCCGCCCUGCAAGUGUACAAAGACGGCGACUAUGGCGCUUAUCUGGACCUGGAGUCGUCGCUGGCCGAGCAGUCCGAGGACAUUGAGGGACUUAAUGCGAAUCGCAAAAAUUCCCUCGUCGUUCGAACUCAGCUCAGUGUCAGGGUGCACUGUAUUAUUGAAAAACUCCUCUCCUGCGAUGGCCGUGAACUGCGGAGGGCGCUCUUCUCGCUGAAGCAGAUCUUCCAGGAGGACAAAGACCUGGUGCAUGGCUUCGUGGCGCUCGGUGGGCUCAACUGCCUGGUGCAGAUCGGAAACGAGGCCGAUCAGAACUACCAGAACUACAUCCUGCGGGCCCUCGGGCAGGUCAUGCUGUACGUGGAUGGGAUGAACGGGGUCAUGAAGCACUCGCCCACGAUCCAGUGGCUGUACUCGCUGAUUGCGUCCAAGUACCGGCUGGUCGUCAAGACGGCCCUCAAGCUGCUGCUGGUGUUUGUCGAGUACUGCGAAGGGAACUGCUACCUCAUGGUCAGCGGCAUUCGGUUCGUCGAUACGGCCCGCGGGGUGGUGCCCUGGAAUAACAUUAUGAAACUCCUCAAAGACUACGAAAACGCCGACACCGAACUGCUCAUCUACGCGACCUCGCUGAUCAACAAGACCCUUUCGGGCCUCAGCGACCAGGACAGCUUCUACGACGAGAGCGACUUCCUGGAGCAGCAGGGCAUGGAGGGCAUCAUCCAGCGGUACAUGUCCCGGCCGGGCACCGACCUGGACCUGCUGGACCAGCUGCAGCUGUACGAAACGGUGCUGAGGUUCGAGGACGGCGAAACCGACGGGAUCCGAAUUCCGGACAAUACGGUGCGCAAGACGCUGCGGUACAGGUCGAACGAAAACGACAGGAGGAAGUCUCGCCGGCACAGUACGGGGACGGCUCCGUCGGCUCAGCCUCCACCGGUUCCACCGCCUCCUCCGCCGUCACUGUUGAUGUCCAUGCCGCCGAGUAUUCCGCCACCUCCUCCACCACCGCUGCCUCCUCCGGUGGCGCCGGUCAUGGUGUACGGCUCGUUACGGCAAGCCGUGCAGCAGCAAGCGCACGACGAGGACAGCUCGAGUUCGGCGAACUCGGCGGAUCACAACCUUGGCGGAGGUGGUGGCUACCGGGACACUUCGCGGGAUACCACCGGGGUGACGCCAGGUUUACGCAGGAGACGCGAGCGGGCUGAACGGCAGAAGAGCUUCAUGCGGGAACAGCAGGAACUGACUCAGUUCAAAGCACAGGAGGAGACCAACGGUCACGGUUACAUCCUAACCCACACUCCGCCAGCGAUUCAGCAACCCCAACCUCCAGUUCGACUGCGGAGCAACGGCACGGCACGACUCUGCAACGCAACCAUCAACGAGUACGAACCGACGACGACGACUUCGGCGCGCAUUCCAAGCCUAACUCAGUCUGUGAUCUAUACUAAGCAUAACACUAAUAACCAUAACCUCGGAGAUCUCGGAGGUCGAACCACGGACCACCACGCGGUCGAGUACAGGAACAGCAAGAACCUGCUGCUGAACGGUAAGCACAACGGAACCAACGGGCACUACGCCAACGGCAACGGGUACGGCAAGACGCUGGAUCUGAACGGGAACAUGCCGAACGGGAGGAGUAUGACUAGCAGUCCGGAGGAGUUGGAUGAGAACGAGAGUCCCAACAUUAAGAUGAAUGGGAGCUAUGGGGAAAUCAACGGGUACGGGAGUACCAAUGGGUAUUUGAAUGGGUACGGGGGUAAGCAGCAGAAUCUUCAGAAUGGGAAGGACCAUGAACAUCGGCAGAGGAAUGGCGGAAGUGGUGGAGUCAACGGGUAUGUCAACGGUAAUGUAAUGUCCAAUGGAAGUCACGUGGAGCAGAAUGGAAAGCAGGAUUCGACGCAAGUGGACUCCGACAACGAGGAAAAGAAGCUGAUCCUGCAGCUCAAAAAAGACCACACCGUGAAGGACCUGACGCAGAAGCUGAGCAGCCUGCCGCUGAGCCCCCAGGAGGACAAAUCGGCCCAGGCGAACCGCCAAAUCGGCGACAUGUCCGGCCUCAUCUCCAAAGCCAAAGAGGGCCUGGCCAAGAGCAAAAGCAACAAGGACAUUUCCCGCUCGCCCUCCGUGGACAGUGACAUCAAGAAGCUGGCCACGGCCACGGCAGCCGAGCAGCAGAAAAAGUCCGAAAACGAACUCCACUGGGAGGAAAUUAUCAAAAACAUGACCCGCAAGCUGAAUCUGUGCGACCUGGACUUUACCGAUCUCACCUCGGACGACGAUAAGGACGUGCUGGCGCCGCGGGGCUUCGGCGGGGCCGUUCCUCCGCCACCGCCACCGGCCGGCGGAAUGAUGAUGCCACCGCCCCCGAACAUGAUGAUGGGCGCCGGUGGACGGGUCAACCCGAUGGCGCCCCCGAUGAUGUUCGCCAACGGGGGCGGUGGCCUGCUGAUGAACCCGGCCGCCAUGACCAACGGAAUUGCCGGCAGCGUGGGCGACCUGAGCGGGAUGAACACAAUCAAGAAGAAUAAAAAGACUGUAAAACUUUUCUGGAAGGAAGUACGCGAGGACAUGAUCCCGGCGACGAUACACCGCACCAUUUGGGACGAGCUGCCGGAGGCCAACGUGGACACCCAGAAGUUGGAGCAUUUGUUCGAAUCCAGAGCCAAAGAUCUGAUGACAAAGAAGCAACAAGAGCUAAACAAGAACAAAGAGGUCAUCGUGUUGGACCACAAGCGCUCGAACGCAAUCAACAUCGCGAUGACGAAGCUGCCCCCGCCGCGAGCCAUCAAGGCCGCCAUCCUGAAGAUGGACUCCACGGUGGUGACCCGCGAGGGCAUCGAAAAGCUGCUGAACAUGCUCCCAACCGACGAGGAACGCUGCAAGAUCCAGGAAGCGCAGAUGCUCAACCCGGAACUGCCACUGGGAACGGCCGAGCAGUUCCUAUUAACCCUGUCCUCGAUCUCCGAACUCGGCGCGCGCCUCAAGCUGUGGGCCUUCAAGCUGGACUUUGAGAACAUCGAGAAGGAAAUCGCCGAACCGUUGAUGGACCUCAAGCAGGGCAUCGAACUCCUCAAAGCGAACCUCACCUUCAAGUGCAUCCUCUCCACCCUGCUGAAGAUCGGCAUCUUCCUGAACGGAGCCCCCGUCAAGGGCUUCCAGAUCGACUACCUGGCCAAAGUACCUGAGGUGAAGGACACCGUCCACAAGCACUCGCUGCUGCACCAUCUGUGCCACAUGGUCAUGGAAACCCAGGCGAACACCACCGAUCUGUACUCGGAGAUUGGACCGAUUACGCGCGCUUCGAAGGCCGACUUUGGCGAGUUGGCGCACAACAUCACCUACCUGGAGACGGAGUGCAAGGCGUCGUGGGAUCGGCUGAAGCUGAUCAGCAAGCACGACACGGCGCCGCAUCUGAAGCAGAAGUUGAUCGACUUCCUGGCGGAUUGUGCCGAGCGAAUCAUCAUUUUGAGUAUCGUGCAUAGGAGGGUGCUAAACAGGUACCGUAAGUUCCUGCUCUGGCUAGGCGUUCCGCAGCAUCGGAUCGCCGAAUCCCGGCCGAACGAGUUCUGCCGGAUCGUGUCGGAGUUUGCGCUCGAAUACCGCACGACCCGCGAGCGCGUCCAGCAGCAGAUCGAGAAGAAGGCCAACCACCGAGAGAGAAACAAGACUAGGGGCAAGCUCAUCGUCGAGGUGGGCAAGUUCAAGGGCACGACCACCGGUGCUUCCGGCGGUGCCACCACCCAGGAGGAUCUGGCCGACGUGGAGCUCAAGACCCUCCUCGGCACGCCCACCAAGGGUCCCGGUGGGGACGAGGUCGAGAUGAGCGGAACGUUGACGUGGCGACGCCGGCGGGGUGACGCCACGGCUUCGCCGGUCGUGCCCGGUUCCGGCCGGAACAGUGCCCUCAACGCCAGCUUUGGCGGUCACCACCACAACCGGGACGAAAGCUUCACCGACGGGGACGACGAGAUUCUGGAGUCACUCGUCAAGACGGCAACCAAAGCGGCCACGCCGAGACCUACGCAGCGGGAACGGAAACGGACCCGACAGGCGGAUCGAAAGUCAUUUAAGAGGUCACGAACGCGCGAAGGGUUUGAGGUGGAACGAAGUGGCAACUCGCCAGUCUAGUUUAGGGCGAAGCGGAGGUGUGGCAUCGAGCGAGUCGGAAGUGUGUGUUGUAGAUAGUUAAGACGAGGUGGUUGUGGUGCUUCCGAUUUGAGAGCUUGAGACACGCAGAAUAUUUUAGGAAAAAUUCUUAAGACCAUUAGGAUGACAUAGCUGUAAGACGAACGCUGAAGAACGGACUAUCGGAGGAGGAAAAGCAACACGUGGCCUCGCUGAUAAAGGGAUACUAAAGCGGGCAGCAGCAGUUUCAACUCUCAACGAUAAAUUUAAGGGGUUCCAGCAGCAGCAAAUAGUGACGAUGACCGGGCUUCAGCGGAAAUUUCAAACAACAACAACUCGGAGAAAAUGUGAUAGCAAAAUUGCGAAGCGAAUAAACUAAAACAAAAAACAGAAACAAACUAGAGCGGAAAUUAGCGAGAGGCAAGAGUGUGUCGUCUGCGACUGGCAGUUCGGGGCAAGAAAAAGUUUCGGACAGGUUCGUUCAAAGUCGUGACACGGUAAUAUUUUGCUUUCUAUAAGUUGUGGAGAGACUAGUCUUUAUCGGAACGGAUAUGCAAACUAGGAAAGUUGCGAAAGUGGGAGCGAGAGGAAAAAAAAGAAGCUCCGUCGUACUUUUUCUGACAUUUAUUUCAGACUGUUGGGUCGAACUCGAACUCGAACUUCUUAAUGCAAAUAUCUAUAAUACUAAAAAUAUACAAUAUGUGUACUAAAACAAUUAUAACAUUACAAGAAGCGAGCGAGAGCCUAGGUAGGAUUCCUAUAAUGAAUAUUAAAAAUAAAAAAAAUCUUUCAGUGACUUAAUAAAAUGAUUUUUAAAAAGUGGUAACGAAAGCAUUGUGAAAUAGAUUUUCCAAAAACUAUGGUAAGGCAAAGUACUGUAAACCUAACGAAAACUAGCCCCUUGCAGAAGGGAGUUGCAACAUUUCAACUGUAAAAUAAUGACUCAUAUACGAUAUACAAUAUAAAUUAUUGAAUUAUAUCAAAGAAAACUAAAUGAAUAAAAUAGACAUAUUUUAAACAAGAAAUAUCUCAAAC
Molecule: messenger RNA, 5954 nt
Organism: Culex pipiens pallens (northern house mosquito)
Lineage: Eukaryota; Metazoa; Arthropoda; Insecta; Diptera; Culicidae
Gene: Fhos
Product: FH1/FH2 domain-containing protein 3
Exons: 14
Coding region: 612-4922 (1436 amino acids)
Biological process (GO): cortical actin cytoskeleton organization; actin filament network formation
Cellular component (GO): cytoplasm; cytoskeleton
Molecular function (GO): actin filament binding
Source: RefSeq, a predicted model, not a curated record